AAGUGGAAUGAAACUGCAUAAUUACAAAUUCCAGAGAGAACGUUUUCUCAUUAUUAGUUGAGGAGUGAAUGAUUCAUCCACUCUACAUUUUUUAACGGAAAGUUACAUAUUUCUUAUAAUAUUCGAAGUGAUUUUAAUAAUAACACUCUCUUAAAAAAAAUUAAAAUAAUUUAAUAAUUCAGUACUCUUGAGUGUUUGUGCAUUUAAAUCGUUGAAAUCUGUUGGUUUUGGGUAGUGUGACGUGACAUCUGUGAUUUGUGACAUUGUGACGUGAACGUGACAUUUUCAAUUUUCACAGCUGAUUAACAACUAAAUACCUAUUUCAAAAAAUUUUGUCAUUUCUCCUCAACUGAAGAUUUAAAAAAAUGUCAACUAAAGUUCAACUAUACAUUUAUGACUUGUCUGGUGGCAUGGCAAGUAGAAUAUCGCCUAUGCUUUUGGGAAAGAAAAUUGAUGGGAUUUGGCAUACGUCUAUUGUUGUCUUCGGUAGAGAAUAUUUCUUCGGUUCGAGGGGCGUUGAAAGUUGCAAUCCAGGGUCAACGGCUCUUGGUCAGCCUCUGAAAGUUGAAAAUUUGGGAGAGACACAAGUUCCGUAUUUCAUUUUCAUUGAUUAUUUGAACGGAUUAUCUGAAUCAUCCUUUGCAGGCCACACAUAUAACCUCUUGAAUCAUAAUUGUAACAACUUCUCCCAAGAAAUAGCACAAUUUUUGUGUGCGGCAUCUAUACCAAAAUACAUACUAGACCUACCAAACGAGGUUUUGAAUUCCAGUCUAAGUGGUGCCCUUGUGAGUUUGGUCGCCCAACUGGAGAACAGUGCAAGACCGAUAGCAGAAGAACAAGCUAAUAGCAAAAAAGAACCAAGUCCUGAUUUGGAACAGCUCAACUCUCAGAUUGAAGAAGCAAGGUAUAACUCAUUCAUUUUGGAACAACGUAGAAAAACUCUCAGGGAGAAAUUAGCAAAGAAAGAACGUAAGAAGGAGAAAAAACGCANUUUUUUUCAGGUGAAAGCUGAAUUUGAUGCAUUGAUUGGACUCAUUGAUGGUAAACUAACCCCCGAAGAGCAGAGAGCCACAGAAGAACUUCACCAAUACAUGAUUGGUGAUGAAGGCAGUUGGGCUUUAAGUGAUGGGUUUUUAGAUUUUGUUGGAAGGUUACUCAAUGAUAAGCAACUUUCUUUAGAAGUUAGAGUGAGAACUAUGAAUAUAUUGGCAAUGGCAGCUUUGAAAGAUGACGUUAUUUUAGUAUUGCAUCAAGAUCGCAAGGAUCAUGUUUUGAUGAACUAUGCCUUUGAAAUUGACAGGCUAAGUCCUGAAGAGCAAGAAGCUAUAGCCUUAUUCAUGACUAAUAUGUUUGAAAAUCUCAGUUCUUCUGAGUGGCUCCUUUAUAUUUCGGAAUGGACAUACAAUAAUCAACAAACAAGCAAUAUUCGAGUUACCACCAAAGUUGCAGUGCAUUGUCUGUUAUCUGACAUGCCUAGUCUACAAGAAAGGGGCUCAGCAAUUAUUCAUAACCUAGCUUGCAAGGAGGUGUUUGAUGAUGUAGCAGUUGAACUCACCAUGGCUUUACUCCAAUACUUCAAUUCCAAACCACAAGAAGAACAACUUUUCAGAUGUAUGAAGGCGUUAGCAAAAUUUGUUCAAGUUUCAUCACAAGAAGUUCCUCAACUCAUACAGAUGAUCGGGCCGGAUCCAAAGUCAUUCAGGGGCACCAGUGAAAGAAUUGAUAAUCUCAUUGAUCAAAUCAGUACAAAAGUUCGCUAACUGCCAUUUUUAUUUAUCAAAAUGGACCUGUGAUCAACAAAAUGCUUUUGCCAUUUAAUUGCAGUACUUAUUUAUUCUAUUGGUCAUUUUUUAUUAUAAAUUCAUUAAAUGGAUUAGAAUGAUAUGAAACAAACUAGUUUGGCAUUUCAAAUGAAUAAAAUUCAUUUUUACAUUUUUUUCAAACUAAUCGAUCUAUGUUUUUCCUUACAUUAAAUAACACAGUACCUAGCUUUUCAAAACAGUGUGAAGAAAAUUAAUAAAUAUGAAAAGUAAAAUGAU
Messenger RNA from Leptinotarsa decemlineata (Colorado potato beetle), 2039 nucleotides. RefSeq lists its product as uncharacterized. NCBI's taxonomy places the organism in Eukaryota, Metazoa, Arthropoda, Insecta, Coleoptera, Chrysomelidae. The record is from RefSeq and is a predicted model, not a curated record. Gene Ontology annotation, molecular function: peptidase activity. Gene Ontology annotation, biological process: protein modification by small protein removal.